CUUGGGUUGGCUUGCCCAUCCCACGGCCGCCUCCACUAACGGGCACUGACCAGCUUCGUGAAGUAUGGUCAAACAACCCCAACGAGCAAUGCGGGCGUGUGGAGUGUGGCUUCAUCUAACGUACGGAUUCAUCAACACGUGCCUCAAGUCGCUGGUCAUGGAGAAGUUCGGAGAGGAGACUUGGGAGAAGCUGCGGACCAUGGCGGAGACGCAGGAUACCUUCAUGACCUACACGGCCUACAACGACAACAUCACCAUGCGCCUGGUGACCGAGGCGUGCACCCUCCUAGGGGUUGCCCCCGAGGUGGUGCUCCAUCUGUUCGGGGAGUACUUCUUCGAGUUCUGCAAGCGCUCGGGCUACGACCGCAUGCUGCGCACGCUGGGCGGCAACCUGCAGGAGUUCAUCGAGAACCUGGACGCGCUGCACAGCUACCUCACCCUGUCCUACAAGGAGAUGAACGCCCCGUCGUUUCGCGUCGAGAAGAGAGAGGACGGGAGGAUGCUGCUGCAUUAUUACUCUGAUCGCAAGGGACUGAGCCAGAUCGUGCCAGGCAUCAUCGGGGCGGUGGCGAGGGACUUCUUCUCGAGCGACAUCACCAUGGAGGUGGUGACGCACAGCGAGGAGGACGAGCGCACGGGCAAGAAGGAGCACGUGGUCUUCCUGGUCACCCAGAGUGCGUGGAGCACCGCCACGGUCGCGGCGGCGGCGGCAGCGGCGGCCGAGCGACAGAGCGUCGCAGAGGGCGGCCGCGGGGCGGAGAGUCUCGGCGUGCCGGCCACAACGCCACGGGGCAGCAGGAGGGAGAAGGCGGAGGGAUCGCAGGAACUGAAAUGCACGGAGCGUCGCUCCGUGGACGAGGGCGGCGGCGCGCCGCGUCCAGCGAAGAAGAACCACUGGGAGACCAUCCGGAGCAUCGUCACCCUGGGGAAAGGGAGGCUGCUGAGGGGCUUCCAGGCCGUGUUCCCUGACACCCUCUGGGUGGACGAGAGGACCUUCUGCAACUCGUUCCCGUUCCACGUCGUCUUCGACGAGGAGCUGCGCGUCAAACAGGCGGGCGUGAACAUCCAGAAGUUCGUGCCGGGCCUGCAGACCAUGGACAUCCGCCUGGAUGAGUACUUCACCAUCGGCCACCCGGAGGUCACGUUCACCCUCGAGAGCAUCCGCAAGUUCAUCAACAGCCAGUUCGUGCUCAAGACCCGGCGCGAGAUGCUGCCGGAAGCUCGCAGGAGCCAGCCCAUGCUGGACCUCCGAGGUCAGAUGGUGUGGAUGGAGGGGUCGCGCUCGAUGCUCUACCUCUGCUCGCCUCUCCUGCGCAGCCUGGAGGAGCUGGAGGAGCGCCAGCUGCACAUCUCGGACAUCGCGCCGCACGACGCCACACGGGACCUCAUCCUCCUCAACCAGCAACGUCUGGCCGAGAUGGAGCUGUCCACUCAGUUGGAGCGCAAGAAGGAGGAGCUGAGGGUCCUCUCCAAGAACCUGCAGGUGGAGAAGAAGAAGACUGAGGCCCUGCUGUACGCCAUGCUGCCCCACCACGUGGCCAACCAGCUCAAGGAGGGCAAGAAGGUGGAGGCGGGGGAAUUCAAGGUCUGCACCAUCCUGUUCAGCGAUGUGGUGACCUUCACCAACAUCUGCGCCGUGUGCGAGCCCAUACAGAUCGUGCACAUGCUCAAUGCCAUGUACAUGCGCUUCGACCGUCUCACCACCGUGCACAACGUCUACAAGGUGGAGACGAUUGGCGACGCGUACAUGGUGGUGGGCGGCGUGCCCAUUCCCGUGCCGUCGCACGCCGAGCGGGUCGCCAACUUCGCCCUCGGCAUGGUCCUGGCGGCGCGCGAGGUCACCAACCCGGUCACCGGCAGCGCCAUACAGAUCCGCGUGGGGAUCCACUCGGGGCCCGUGCUGGCCGGCGUGGUCGGGGAGAAGAUGCCGCGCUACUGCCUGUUCGGCGACACGGUCAACACGGCGUCGCGCAUGGAGAGCCACGGCCUGCCCGGGCGCAUCCACCUGAGCCCCAGCACCCGCGAGGCCCUGCAGGGCAAGGAGUUCGACGUGGAGGAGCGCGGUGAGAUCGAGGUGAAGGGCAAGGGGCGCAUGUCCACCUACUUCCUGCUCGGCAACCGCGCGGCGGGCGAGCAGGAGAUCCUGGGCCGCACGGGGCCCCUGCCCAUGGCCGAAGCGGGCGGCGGCGCGGAGACGGCCACGCACGCGGACGAUGGACCGGACCGGUGGAGCGUGCCCAUGAAGUACUCGGACUCGGGGGACUCGACGUCGCACCUCGGAGGCGCGGCGCACUCCUCGCCUCUCCGGUCCGGCACCGGAACGCCGGCGCGGAGUGGCCAAAGCCGUGCGAGUCUCCACACCGAGCCCUUGGCGGUCGGGCCGGACGGGUCAGACGGGCCCAGAGCGACCCCGAAGCCCCACGAAGGCCCCGUGGAGGCAGCGACGAGGAUGAACGGCUCCGCUUCCCCUGUCGACCGCCACUCGCGCCUCUGCUUGCUCCUCUGAUAUCCAGCAUGGCGUCCUCCAUCCGCUGGACUGCU
Lethenteron reissneri (Far Eastern brook lamprey) is the source of this 2541-nucleotide messenger RNA. RefSeq names its product guanylate cyclase soluble subunit beta-2-like. Gene Ontology annotation, molecular function: heme binding; guanylate cyclase activity. NCBI's taxonomy places the organism in Eukaryota, Metazoa, Chordata, Hyperoartia, Petromyzontiformes, Petromyzontidae. The record is from RefSeq and is a predicted model, not a curated record. Gene Ontology annotation, biological process: cGMP biosynthetic process; response to oxygen levels. Gene Ontology annotation, cellular component: guanylate cyclase complex, soluble.